This is a messenger RNA of Siniperca chuatsi (mandarin fish), 3668 nucleotides long. Its product is annotated as extracellular calcium-sensing receptor-like. Gene Ontology annotation, molecular function: G protein-coupled receptor activity. Gene Ontology annotation, biological process: G protein-coupled receptor signaling pathway. The coding region runs from base 1 to 2682 and encodes 893 amino acids. The transcript is spliced from 9 exons. Gene Ontology annotation, cellular component: membrane. The record is from RefSeq and is a predicted model, not a curated record. NCBI's taxonomy places the organism in Eukaryota, Metazoa, Chordata, Actinopteri, Centrarchiformes, Sinipercidae.
AUGACUGGGCUCAGAAAAGGGGUAAACAGGAGGAAAGUCAUGUGGGCAUUUUUAGAUAUCAACUUGCUCUUGCUCAUGUGUUUCAUGUUGUUGUAUUCCUACGUUUCUUCUACUGUGUCCUCCCCUCUUUAUUCCUCCUCCUGCCGGUUACAGGGACAGUUUCAUCUAAAUGGGAUGCACAAGGCUGGAGAUGUUGUUCUAGGUGGACUGUUCGGGAUCCACUUCUUCUCUGUCUUUCCUGACCUGUCUUUUACUUCAGAGCCACAACAGCCUACCUGCCACGGUUUUGAUGUUCUAGGAUUCAGGCAGGCACAGACCAUGGCCUUUGCUAUUGAUGAGAUAAACAGAAACUCCAACCUGCUACCUAAUGUGACUCUGGGAUACAGUCUUUAUGAUAACUGCAUCAAACUAGGAAUUGGAUUCCGUGCAGCGUUGUCCUUAGUCAGUGGUCAAGAGGAGCAGUUUAUAUUAGACAAGAACUGUGUAGGAACCCCCCCAGUCCUGGGAAUUGUGGGUGAUUCUAUCUCUACAAGUUCUAUUGCCAUCUCCUCUGUCUUAGGUUUGUACAGAGUACCUAUGGUGAGUUAUUUUGCCACAUGUUCCUGCCUGAGUGACCGGCAAAAGUUUCCAUCCUUCUUUAGGACGAUCCCAAGUGAUGCUUUCCAGGUGCGUGCUAUGAUUCAGAUUCUAAAACACUUUGGCUGGACUUGGGCAGGUCUGCUGGUCAGUGAUGAUGAUUAUGGACUCCACGCUGCCAGAUCCUUUCAAUCUGACUUUGUUCAGUCUGGUGGAGGUUGUCUGGCCUACUUCGAGGUUUUGUCCUGGGGCAAAGACCCAGCUGAACUAAUGAGGAUUGUGGAUGUGAUGAAGAAAUCUACAGCUCUUGUGGUCAUUGUAUUUGCACAUGAGAGUUACAUGAUUAAUCUCAUGGAAGAGGUUGUGAGGCAGAAUGUGACAGGCCUGCAGUGGAUGGCCAGUGAAGCUGCGAUAGCAGGUAUUGUGUUCCACACCCCCCACCUCAUGCCUUACCUGGGUGGCACACUGGGCAUCGGCAUCCGUCGAGGAGAAAUAGCAGGGCUCAGGGAAUUCCUCUCACGAAUACGUCCUGACCUACACCACAACAAUGUCUAUGGAAAUAGCAUGGUGAAACAGUUUUGGGAAUACACAUUUCAGUGUAGAUUUGCACCACUUCCAGCAGGUUGGGUGGAAGCUGGGGGAGCAUUAUGCACUGGACAGGAAGAUCUAGAGAAUGUGGAGACUGAGUUCUUGGACAUUUCAAAUCUCAGGCCGGAGUACAAUGUGUACAAGGCUGUCUAUGCUCUGGCGUAUGCCCUUGAUGAAAUGCUGCAGUGUGAGCCAGGGAGAGGGCCUUUCAGUGGGCACAGCUGUGCCACUUUGCAAAGACUGGAGCCAUGGCAGCUUAUGUAUUACAUGGAAAAGGUCAACUUCACCACACCAUUUGGUGAUCAAGUGUCAUUUGAUGAGAAUGGUGAUGCCCUACCAAUCUAUGAUAUCAUGAACUGGCUGCGGCUCCCUGAUGGAAGAACGAGACUUCAGAAUGUGGGUGAGGUUAAGAGGUUGGCCUUCAAAGGUGAAGAACUCACAAUUGAUGAAGACAAAAUCUUCUGGAACUUUGAAUCAAAAAAGCCACCCCAGUCAGUGUGCAGUGAGAGCUGUCCUCCAGGUACCCGCAUGGCCAGAAAGAAAGGGGAACCUGUGUGCUGUUUUGACUGCAUCCCUUGUUCUGAGGGAAAGAUCAGCAAUAAGACUGACUCCAUGGAGUGCACCAGUUGUCCAGAGGAUUUGUGGUCCAGCCCCCAGCGUGACUACUGUGUUCCUAAGAAAACGGAGUUCCUAUCCUACCAUGAACCUCUGGGUAUCUGCUUGACCGCCACCUCUUUGCUGGGCACAUUUAUCUGUGCUGUUGUCCUGGUGAUCUUUAUCUAUCAUCACAGUACACCUAUAGUACGCGCCAACAAUUCAGAACUGAGUUUCCUGCUCUUGGUGUCACUUAAACUAUGUUUCCUCUGCUCACUGCUGUUUAUCGGCCGCCCCAGGCUGUGGACAUGCCAGCUGAGACAUGCAGCAUUUGGGAUCAGCUUUGUGCUUUGUGUCUCAUGCAUCCUGGUGAAAACCAUGGUGGUUCUGGCUGUUUUCAAGGCCUCCAAGCCAGGAGGUGGAGCCAGUCUGAAGUGGUUUGGUGCUGUGCAGCAGAGAGGGACAGUUAUUGUUCUUACUUCUCUUCAGGCGUCAAUCUGCACUGCCUGGCUCGUCUCUUCCUCACCAUCUCCUCAUAAAAACACUCAAUACCACAAUGACAAGAUAGUUUAUGAGUGUGUGGUCGGGUCCACAGUUGGUUUUGCAGUGUUACUGGGCUAUAUUGGUUUACUGGCUAUCCUCAGUUUUCUGAUUGCAUUUAUAGCAAGGAAUCUUCCAGAUAGUUUCAAUGAGGCCAAACUCAUUACUUUCAGCAUGCUGAUCUUCUGUGCUGUGUGGGUGGCCUUUGUUCCUACAUACAUUAGCUCACCAGGCAAAUAUGCAGAUGCAGUGGAGGUAUUUGCCAUCCUGGCCUCCAGUUUUGGUCUCUUGGUAUCACUGUUUGGACCCAAAUGUUACAUAAUCCUUCUGAGACCAGAGAGGAACACAAAGAAAGCAAUCAUGGGUCGAGGCAUCCAGUCAUAAAAACUGCCCUUAAAUUUCAUAAGACAGAAUGAAUUAUUUUUCUCUAUACAAUAGAAAAACACAAGCAGAAAAGUAGGUUAAUAGUAAUAGCAAUGUUAAGAUAUUGGGAAAGCAGGGCUGUUGCCAAAUAAACGUAUUUGAAUAUGAUCUUCUUAGCACCUGGAUCAUAUGUUUGUGAAUACUUAUACAAGAAGUUAUUCUCUUUUUCAGGACGUAGUUAAAGUACAAAAGUUACUUUCUCUGAUUAAAUUUAGUUUAGUUUAGUCUCAAAACCCAAGCCUGACAUCAUCAGGGUUAUUUUUUCAGACUUUGGAAUCCAGAGCUGGAAUAGAAGUCACACUAUUGCUUUCGCAGGCUGAGUAGUACUUUCUGUGAUAUGUAAACUAAAGAGAGAGGAAAACAACACGUAACAAAGGUCCCCAGCCGGACAUUGCGGUUCAUGGUCUGUGCCUUAAAUCCCUAGCUACUAAAAACAUAUAAUUCAUCAAAAUUGAAAAUAAAUUUUGGAGUAGUCUGAGUGUCCAUCCCUGCCAUCAAGCCACCAAAACUGCUCUUUGUGAAUUUGCCAUACUGUAAGAGGUGGUCUAAACACCUCUGAGGCAGAAACGAAAGUAUAUGUAAUCCAUUGUCAACAUGACGUGGCACUUUUGCCUCCACAACCACACCUGACUGAUACUAAGUAGACCUAAUUUGCUAUGAAUUCUGGCUAAAUUAAGACUUUUUCAAAUUCUAAAAUCAUUGCUGAUGCUCAGCUCUGUUUGCUGAGCUACAUUUGAAGUUUUGCAUGUUCUUGUCUUUAUUUCAGAUGUACCCAGGGAACUUAUUUUGGGGGGUUUUAAAACUUGUUUUGUUUUGUUCUGUGCAACUUGGAGUACUUAUGUAUUUGCUUGUGUUUUCUCUAUUUGCUGCAUCUUUUUAUAUUUUCUUUUGAUGCAGUCCAUUGAGCUCUCAUGGCGACUGUAAUAAAUAGUAUUUUUUCUUCAUGA